AUGGAUGUUUCUGUGGUGCUGGCCGCGGAUGUUUUGUCCUCCUCUGACACGCGGCACGCUCUCAUUUUAGUGGGACAACGAAGCGUCGCUGGAGGCAGUGGGAAUCAAGAGCAGGCAGUGUGCAUUGUUUCCGAUGCGAUUCCGUGCACAGACAUGGAUGUGAUCAUGGAGCAGGUUGAGUGCUUGGAGCAGGUGCUACCAUGCGGCAUUGCCUUCUUGGGCGUCUUUCUUCCAGGCGAUGGCGUGAAGGAUCUUGCGGCUCUACGGCACUCCCUCAGCAGUCAUUUGCAAGUAUCCUCUUUUUUUGUCGCGAAAUACGAUAACGAGGGAAGGGUGCAGUGUCGACUUCUGCAAUCCGGAAGAAUGCUGUCGGUGACUACACCUGACACAAAACCCGUGUUGGUCACUUUGGCCUGUUACUUUUUUUCUCCUUUAGGCCAAUUUCCAUUCAUUGUGCGAUCUAAAGAUGAAAAUAUUACUAGUAAUGUUCUACUAGACGUCACCAGCACUGCCUUGAUGGAGCACAACCAGAUCUGGGAUUCGGUUGAUGCUCUUUAUGCGGUACAGCUUGGUUCCACAGAGGGUCAAGAGAAGGAAAUGCUGUGCGUGCAUGUGACUUUUUUUCCGUUUUUAUCAUGUGGUCAGGGUGUGUACCGUGCUAUAUGCACACUUCUGCCGAAAGUGGAACGAAGGCCACAAUGCGUCAUGGUGCGGGUAGGGUCGCGGAGAUACCCCUCAUUGGUCUAUCAGUGGAUUUUCACCCCCACGGAGCGAGGCUCCGCCGCCCUCUCCGUCAAGCAGUGGGAUGAAUUGAGGGAAUUGAUUGAGGAUGGCGUGGGGGAAGAGGUGCAACCAUCUCAAGUAGUGACGGACACUUUCCUAGGAGUCCCAUCGGCGACUGCAUCUACCACAAUAGAGGGGAGUACAAACAUGAGGAAUAAAACGCAGGCAAGUGAAGUUUCGAAUACCUUUCAGCGUGAGAAGGCAAAAGGCGACUUCUUGAGGUACAUGCCACCUCUUUUGGUCCUGUUCUGUUCUCUUUUUUUGUACUUUUGUUGCACGAAGUAG
Molecule: messenger RNA, 1068 nt
Organism: Trypanosoma cruzi
Lineage: Eukaryota; Euglenozoa; Kinetoplastea; Trypanosomatida; Trypanosomatidae
Exons: 1
Coding region: 1-1068 (355 amino acids)
Source: RefSeq, a predicted model, not a curated record